Messenger RNA from Psylliodes chrysocephalus, 2302 nucleotides. NCBI's taxonomy places the organism in Eukaryota, Metazoa, Arthropoda, Insecta, Coleoptera, Chrysomelidae. The record is from the annotation of a GenBank genome assembly.
CUGUCAGGUUUGCAAUGAAUCAGGUAAAGAGAUUAGUUUGAAAAUUUGGCUUUUGUCUCGUGUUUUGUAACCUAAUUUUUUUCUGUCACUCCAGUUUAAAUUUGAAAAUAUAGGGUAUGCUACGAGACUAUAUAAAAAUUUUAAUAAAUGUUUCUAUUACUUUUCUAACAAAAUAUUUAAAAUUCAUAACUCUAAGCUACUGGUUAUUUUAUGGCGAAACUAUGACAGGGUCAACGAAGAGAAAACUGCGUUUGGAAAAUAAAAAGAAAAAAAUGGCAGCAUUAAUGGAUAUAGUUAAAUUAAAUGAAUAUGAUCGAGUACAGAAAAAUAAACAUGCCAAAAUAGAGGACAGUGUUAUUAUGAAACCUUUAAAAGAACCCAGUCUCAAGAAAUUAAAAACAGAAAACCACAUAAACGAAGACGAUACAAAACUGGAACCGUUGCCGCCGCCCCUUAUAGGUGAUCUAGGCCCUUCGGGCAAACCAAAACUCGAGGGCGAAGAGUUUAAAGAAUUGAAAAAAAUGCUAAGAGAAAAAACGCAAAAAACUCGUAACGUCCCACAACUUCGGUUAAGGGAAUUAGGCACAAAUGCAAGUGUAAAUAUUGAAAUAAACGACAGGGUACCUCUCUUCCUUUCGGACCUACAACACCUUAUAAUGUACUCUCAAAUUGGUGUACAUUCCCCUUAUUCGCCAGCAAGAUGGUGUGCAUUGGAGAAAUACAGUAAACUAAUUAAUACAAAUUUACUGAUAGUAGAAAAUGCAUCCCUUUACCACUUUAGUGCACAUGAAAGUAUGUUCCCCUUUCUGAGUUCAACUUUUGAACACAAAGUAGAAAUGAUUACCCCCAGUUCAUAUAAUAGUGACAUUGUAAAGGAUUUAUCUAUGGUCCCCUUAACAGGUACACAGAUGAAAAAAUUCCAGAACAAUUUUGGGAGUUUAGAAAAAGCUGUUCUUAAUAGUAAUGAAGUAUUUGAUACAGUCAAAAAUUUCUUUCCAAUAGAAGAACCAGAAAUAGUCGAAAAGCUACCCACAAAUAAAAGCUUACCGGCAAAUGAUAAAUUUUCAAGGACUGAAUUGUUGCUGUCUGGGUGGCAGAUGGUAGAAGAAAACUUUCCAUUACCAAUUAAAGGUUUAAUGGAGAGAAAAUAUACAGGUUAUGUGUUGACUAAAGACAAGUACAAACAUGUCACUCCGUUUAGUCCAAUGUAUGCUAUUGAUUGUGAAAUGUGUAGAACAUCUACAGGCGAAUUGGAACUCACAAGGAUAUCAUGUGUAAACGAAAAACUAGAAGUCUUCUAUGACACUUUGGUCAAGCCCGAUAAUGAAAUAGUAGACUAUUUGACCAAGUGGUCAGGUAUUAACAAAAAGAUGAUGCAGAACGUUUCAAAAAAAUUAAAGGACGUUCAAGAGGAUCUAAAAAAACUAUUCCCCGAUGACGUCAUAUUGGUUGGUCAAUCAUUGGCCAACGACUUGCACGCUCUCAAAAUGAUGCAUCCCUAUAUUAUUGAUACUAGUGUAAUAUACAACAUAACUGGUGACAGAUCUAGGAAAUCGAAGCUGCAAACUCUAGCCAGGGAAUUCUUGAAAGAAAAAAUUCAAGUUAGCCAUCACGGUCAUUGUUCUACUGAAGACAGUUUAGCAUGCAUGAAACUACUCCAACUUAGGCUAAGGAAACAUUUGUAUUACGGAGAUGCCGUCAUGGGUGGUGUAAAGAAUGAUUUAAGGACAUAUCCAGAGAUGGGAACUUCACAAUUUGCUACUAGUAUGUUAAGGCAGUGUGUCAAAGUUGAUAAAAAGGCUAGCGUUAUAGGUGUUGAUGAAAUAGGCCUUAAGUACAAGUUUUAUGUGGACAAAGGUGAACAAAAAGAAGUGGAAAAUAUUAGUUGUAGUUCGAAGAAAUCAAACAAAGAAGUGGUUCGGUUGUACUGUGAUUCAUUGAAGAGUUAUUCCUUGAAUAUCGCUCAUGUGCGGGUAGCCGAUAAUCAAUUGGAGGGUACUAAUUGUAAGAUAUUUAAGAAUUUAGAUAAAUGGGUUAAGGAGAUGUACGAACAUAGUACAGGCCCCAGUUUGCUUAUGGUUUUGUUUGGUGGACAGAAACAGGCCAAUGGAGUGUGUUUCUUGCAAAUUAAGAAGGAUUUUUUGUAAACAGUACGAUGAACGCCUUGUUUGAAGAGAAAAACACUUUAUGUGUAAACUGUAUUUAAUUAAUUUGAUUUAUAUAAAUUUUUUAUAUGUUUUCAAUCGAAUAUUUGUUCAUUUUGUCAUCUAUAUCAUUGUUACAAUAAACCUUCAACAUUUAU